Messenger RNA from Erpetoichthys calabaricus (reedfish), 7907 nucleotides. It is a transcript of the gene afdna, whose product is annotated as afadin, adherens junction formation factor a. The record is from RefSeq and is a predicted model, not a curated record. Lineage: Eukaryota; Metazoa; Chordata; Cladistia; Polypteriformes; Polypteridae. Gene Ontology annotation, biological process: signal transduction; regulation of protein localization. Gene Ontology annotation, molecular function: cell adhesion molecule binding. Gene Ontology annotation, cellular component: adherens junction.
GACAGGCAGAAAGGAACACGGAAAUAGUAGCAGUGGAGAGGGAUACUGACUGCUUGAAUUUACCCGCAUUAUCAGCUUUUGGAGCUUCCUUUUGAGAUUUUAUUUACGGACAAAGGUUGGAUUGGUUUGACUUCAUCCCGGGUCGAGAAUGUCGGGGAGCCGGGAGGAGGAGCGGCGUAAAUUAGCCGAAAUCAUUAACCACUGGAACGCCAACCGGCUCGACCUGUUCGAGAUCAGUCAACCUACCGAGGACUUGGAAUUCCAUGGCGUGAUGCGCUUCUAUUUCCAGGAUCGAGUUGCUGGCAACUUCGCCACCAAGUGCAUUAGAGUAUCCAGCACAGCUACCACGCAGGACGUGAUUGAAACACUGGCUGAAAAGUUCCGACCCGAUAUGAGGAUGCUUUCAUCUCCAAAAUACUCUCUAUAUGAAGUUCAUGUCAGUGGGGAAGAACGGAAGCUUGAUUUGGAUGAAAAGCCUUUGGUAGUACAGCUGAACUGGAAUAAAGAUGACAGAGAAGGAAGAUUUGUAUUAAAAAAUGAGAAUGAUAUCCUCCCAAAGAAGAUACAAAGCAAUGGACCUGAGAAGCAAGAGAAAGAAGGCAUGAUACAAAACUUUAAGAGAACACUGUCAAAAAAGGAGAGAAAGAAAGAGAAAAAGCGGGCACAGGAAAGGGAUGAACAUUCCCAGGCCAAAGAGGAUGGGGAAAAUUCACGAUUAGCUGCUGAAGUCUACAAGGAUAUGCCUGAGACGAGCUUCACAAGAACAAUUUCCAAUCCAGAAGUGGUUAUGAUGCGUCAACGGCAGCAAAAACUGGAGAGAAGGAUGCAGCAGUUUCGUAGUAGUGAUGGCAGGCCUGAUUCAGGGGGGACAUUAAGAAUAUAUGCUGACAGUUUAAAACCAAAUAUUCCUUACAAGACAAUCCUCCUAUCAACCACAGACACAGCAGACUUUGUUGUUGGAGAGGCACUUGAAAAAUACGGACUUGAGAGGGAAAACCCAAGAGAUUACUGCAUUGCUCGGGUUGUAUUACCUCCAGGAUCUCACAACUCUGAUGACAAGGGUGGAAAAGAGACCAUUCUUGAUGAUUCUGAUUGUCCACUUCAGAUUUUUAGAGACUGGCCAAAUGACAAAGAAGUCUUGGUUUUUCAGCUUAAGAAAAGGCCUCCAGACUAUGCUCCAAAGAAAUCUAGGAAAUCAGAAGAGAAGGUACCAAGAGUAAAGUCUGUAGAUGGGUCUCUUCAUGGCUCCUUGCAGCCAGAAAAGCUGCCAUACCUGGUGGAGCUGAGCCCAGGGAGAGGGAAUCACUAUGCCUACUACAACUAUCGCCACCAAGAAGAUGGCUCUGAUUCAAGGGAUAAACCAAAGCUGUACCGGUUACAGACAAGUGUCACAGAAGUUGGAUCUGAGAAAACGGAUGAAAACUCCAUCCAGUUGUUUGGCCCAGGCAUCCAACCUCAUCACUGUGAACUAACCAAUAUUGAUGGUGAAGUUUUAUUGACCCCUCUAAGUUUUGAAGCAGAGACCUAUGUUGAUGGUCAGCGCCUCACAGAGAGCACCUUACUUCGAAGCGGCAUGAAGGUCCAGUUUGGGUCUUCUCAUGUCUUCAAGUUUGUUGAUCCUAGCCAUGACCAUGGGUUAAACAAGAGAGGAAUGGACUCAGGCCCCAUGAUGAAAGGCCCAAGAAGCAAGUCUGGUAGUGUCCCAGAGACAACGUUUGAUCUGGAUGGAGAUAUCCAUAGUGGCACAGCACUUCCAGCAAGCAAGAGUUCUAGUAGGUUGGACAUUGAGAGAUCAGCACCUACAUCAAACAUUAGUGAACGAGGAAUGGUAAAGCCUAUGCUUAGACCUGAUCCACAGCAAAGUUAUCGGAAACAGGACCUGAGGUCCCAGGAUGGCCAUGGUCCAGAAAUGUUGUUACCAGCCAGUACUGAAUUUAGAGAAAGCUCUGAAGAUGCUUUCCUUUCUGCAAUCAUUAACUAUACUAACAGUUCAACUGUCCACUUCAAGCUAUCCCCUACAUAUGUACUAUACAUGACCUGUCGCUAUGUGCUAUCAAGUCAAUAUAGGCCAGACAUGAGUCCUUCAGAACGCACUCAUAAGGUGAUAGCCAUUGUCAACAAGAUGGUGCAUAUGAUGGAGGGUGUUAUUCAGAAACAGAAGAAUAUUGCUGGUGCUCUAGCCUUCUGGAUGGCAAAUGCUUCUGAACUUUUAAAUUUUAUAAAGCAAGAUAAAGACCUUAGCAGAAUCACCUUGGAUGCUCAGGACGUCUUGGCCCACUUAGUACAAUUGGCCUUCAAGUAUCUGGUUCGCUGUUUACAGUCUGAUCUGAAUAAUUAUAUGCCUGCAUUCUUAGAAGACCCAGAAGAGCAAAGUCCACAGAGGCACAAAAUAGAUGAUGUUUUGCACACCCUCACUGGAGCUAUGUCACUGCUACGCAGGUGUCGUGUGAAUGCUGCCCUCACUAUUCAGCUUUUCUCCCAACUCUUCCAUUUUAUCAACAUGUGGCUUUUUAACAAACUGGUGACAAAGCCAGAAUCUGAACUUUGCUCCCAUUACUGGGGAGCAAUCUUGCGUCAACAACUAGGCCACAUUGAGGCCUGGGCAGAAAAGCAGGGAUUGGAACUUGCAGCUGACUGCCAUCUUAGCAGAAUUGUACAGGCAACUACUCUUCUUACUAUGGAUAAAUACUCAUUGCAAGAUGUUCCCAACAUUAACAACACUUGUUUCAAACUAAACUCCUUCCAGCUACAAGCAUUAUUGCAAAAUUAUCAUUGUGCACAUGAUGAGCCAUAUAUACCAAAUGAGCUAAUAGAAAAUGUAGUGACUACAGCAGAGAACACAGCGGAUGAGUUGGCUCGGAGUGAUGGCCGUGACGUUCAGCUAGAGGAAGAUCCCGACCUGCAGUUACCUUUUCUACUACCUGAAGAUGGGUACUCAUGUGAUGUAGUGCGUAACAUUCCUAAUGGUUUGCAGGAAUUCUUAGAACCACUCUGCCAGAGAGGGUAUUGCAGGCUUAUCCCACACCCUCGAUCUCCUGGCAACUGGACUGUAUAUUUUGAAGGAGCUGACUAUGAAACUCAUUUCUCACCUGACAGCACAGAGCUGCCUAUGAGGAAGGAGCCAGAAGUUGUCACCGUAACACUGAAGAAGCACAAUGGGAUGGGUCUCAGUAUUGUAGCUGCAAAGGGUGCUGGACAGGACAAAUUAGGAAUCUAUAUAAAGUCAGUAGUAAAAGGAGGUGCAGCAGACUUGGAUGGUCGUCUAGCAGCAGGUGAUCAACUUUUAAGUGUUGACGGAAAGAGCUUAGUAGGACUUUCACAAGAAAGGGCGGCAGAACUAAUGACUCGGACUGGCUCUGUAGUAACAUUAGAGGUAGCGAAACAGGGAGCAAUUUACCACGGAUUAGCAACACUGCUUAAUCAACCAUCCCCAAUGAUGCAGAGGGCUUCAGACAGAGGUCGUGGCUCAGGUAAACCCAGACCAAAGAGCGAAGGCUUUGAGCUCUACAAUAACUCUGCACAGAAUGGCUCCCCUGACAGCCCACCGGUGCCGUGGGGGGAGUACCCUGAACCAAAGAAAAUGUCAGGAGAGGAAAGACUGCUCAAGAACAGGGCUGACCACCGAUCCAGCCCUAAUGUAGCCAACCAGCCUCAUAGUCCAGGAGCAAAGACAGUUUACUCAGGUGGACCAUCAUCAAAAAUUACAUCUGUAUCUACAGGCAACCUCUGCACUGAUGAACAACAAGCACCUCCAAGACCUGAGGCAUAUCCAAUUCCAACCCAGACCUACACCAGGGAGUACUUUACAUUCCCAGCCUCUAAAUCUCAAGAUAGGAUGGGGCCAGGGCCUGCUCAACAAUGGCAGAACUAUGAAGACAGGUCUAUGGGACAUCCUGAUGAUCUUUCUUCUAGCAAUAUGCCCAUUCAGAGAGUAACACGAUCUCAGGAAGAGCUGUGUGAUGACCGAGUAAAUUACAAGUCAGAGCGUAUGCGAUCUGACGAUAUUCUUCUGCUUCAGCAACGUGAUCUUGAGUAUCAAAGAGGUCGAGGUAGUGGUGAGCACUGGAAUCAGCAAAUUUCCUCUUCUGUAGAGUCAAGUACCUCCAGUCAGGAGCACCUCAACUACCCUUCAUCCAAUUCUUCAAAGCCCCCAAGCCACAAAAGUGGACCAGGCCGCUGGAAAACUCCAGUGGCUCCUCAUUCCGCCCCAGUUGCAGUCUCUCAACCAAUGCGUACGGACCUCCCACCACCACCACCACCACCUCCACCUGUGCACUAUGCAGCUGACUUUGAUUCUCAGUCUGCUCUCCCUCUUCCUCCCCCUCCACCUGGCACUGGAAUUCUGCAGACUUCAGCUUCUGUAGCUGAUAUGAAAAAGCGUGAGGAACAGCAACGAUGGUAUGAAAAAGAGAAAGCAAGGCUGGAGGAAGAAAGAGAGCGCAAAAAAAGAGAGCAGGAGAGAAAACUAGGACAGAUCAGAAAUCCACCAGUACCAAGUAUCCCUAUGCCUAACCAACACCCUCCAUUGUCUCCAAUGGGAAUUCAGCAACAGCUGACACCACCACCAAUGCCUGUGCAGCAACAGCAAUACUUAAUGCCUUCUGUGACAACUCAGCAACCUUCCCGACCGGAAAAAUUGACUAGUCUCCCUCGGCCACCACCUCCACCUCAAGAAACUGUAAUUCGUGAGCUCCUUCCACAGCAACAGCCACGUACAAUUGAACGUCGGGACUUGCAGUAUAUCACCAUUAGCAAGGAGGAACUUUCCUCCAGUGACAGCCUAUCCCCUGAUCCCUGGAAACGAGAUGCUCGUGAGAAACUGGAGAAACAGCAGCAAUUGCACAUUGUAGAUAUGCUCAACAAGGUCCAAGAACUACAGGCUAAGCCAGAGCGUACAGCAGAGGAAAAUGACAGACUAAGGAAGCUGAUGCUUGAGUGGCAGUUCCAAAAGCGGCUUCAGGAGUCUAAGCAGAAUGAGGAAGACGAUGAGGAAGAGGAUGAUGAAGAUGUUGACACUAUGCUGAUCAUGCAACGGCUAGAGGCAGAGAAGAGAGCACGACAGACUGCUGUUCCAGCAAUCUCUGUUCUAGACUUGUUACAGGAUGAGGAGCGCAGGCGCAAGCAGCAGCUUGAAGAGAUCCGCAAACGGGAAGCAGAAGACCGGGCAAAACAAGAGGAGGAAAGACGCUGGCGAGAAGAGGAGAGAAAUCGCCGAGAAGCAGAGGAGAAGAGAAGGCAGGAAGAAGAAUAUUAUACUCGUCUGGAGGCAGAACGGCGCAGGCAGCACGAAGAGGCUGAAAGAAAGCUGUUAACACCUGACGAGCCUGGUCUGUACAGACCUCCUCUCCCCCGGGACUAUGAGCUCCCUUCUCCCCCACCCCCCUCCACUAACGCUGCUCCACCCCCGCCUCAAAGAAACACCUCUUACCUCAAAACGCAGGUCAUCUCCCCUGACACAGUGUACACUGCCAAGUUUGUAUCGUACAAUGAUGAGGAGGAGGAGGACUCAAGCCUAGCAGGUCAGGUUAAGUUCUCCGCUACAAGAAAAUCCUAUGGUGACCUUCCUCCCGAUCCCAAGCCUCAACCGCAGCAGCCAUCUGCCCGGCCGCCCCGCCCGGUCUCUGAUGGGAUCUUUCUUUCCAACUCAUUCCAGCUACCAUCAGCCAAUGCCAACAGUACUGCUUUCAAGACAGACCCCCCCCCCCCCCCUCCCACCAAACCCAGCAUCUUCCUGCCUGGCAGCUCCAAAGGAUCUAAUUCGUACACUGGAUCUACAGCAGGGGUUGUAGGAUCACAUGAAAUCUAUAAAGAUCCAAGAGAGAAGUGGGUUAAAAGUGGCCAAGAUCAAGAUGCCAGUGUGAUUGGGGAAGCGCCAGAAAGCCUAACAUUUAAGGAACGUCAGAGGUUAUUUUCCCAGGGACAGGAUGUAUCCAACAAGGUGAAAGCCUCAAGAAAACUCAUGGAAUUGGAAAAUGAGCUGAACACGAAAUAAAAACUGGAGCCUUAGCGAGACUGAGGCAGAGGAACACCUCUUUCACUUUGUAUAGUAUGAUUCUGACUUUUUCCCCCCAAUAACUGGACUGUUAAAUAUGAUUUAGAUUUACUGUUGCAAUAUUGAAAGACAAUUUUUGCUUUGUCUCAUUGAAAUUCUCAGAUUAAAAGCACUGUACAAUGUUUUAAUAAACAGAAAAAUCUCGCGUAGGGCAGAACCUUAAGGAUUUGGGGUUAAUGAAUGCUAAGAUUAAAAAAAAAAAAAAAAACAACGAGGCCAUAAUAGCUUACAAUGACACAAAAUCUUUUGUAAUGUCUAUUUUAUUAUUUAGCAGUUGAGCUCUUUGGAUCCGAGCUGGAUCUCCACAUUAGGAGGGACUUUUCUUCAAUAUUUUUUGAAUCCUGUUGUGGUUCUCAAUGGUACCAGUCUUCACUGGUUAGUCUGAGUGAAGGUCAGCGUGUCAUGUUUGCGUGCGGUGUGGUCACCGAUCUGGAAAUGAACUCAAGCUGGGGCAGGAAACCAGCCAUUCCUACUUUAGCAUAUCAGUGGCAGACAUCAUGUUGAUUUUGUGGAGAGAGGAAAAAAGAAAGUGGUGCUUGCAUCUCUUUUUAAGGAUAGAAUAUUUCAGUGCUGCCAUGUUCACAGCCCAGGAGCACAUUGCUUCAGACAGAGUUCAUUUCACAGGAACAGAUUGAGCCUCUGACACCUAGGAAUAACGUUUUAAAUCAGCCAAAUUCGUAAAAAAAGAAAGGAAAUGAUCCAAAAGUUAAGAGACUAGAAACUAGCUAUGUUACUCUCUGACUGUCUUAAUGGCCUUCACAUUACCUGGUUAUGAACUUUUUUUUUUUUUUUAAUAAUGCAUUUUACUUACUGUGCUUUAAUUUUAUUCGUUGAAGACUGCUGUUAUGGUUUGGAUGUGUCCGUAGGAAUCUUUUGAAUGCAGUCUUUUUGCUUAUUACAUUCCUAAGUAGUUAUUGCUCACAGUGUGUCUGGCUGAACGUCUUGCCCGCAAUGUGACUUGCAUUCCCAGACGUCACAGCAGUAGGCAGUGGGUGUGAGGCCAGCUCUGUGGGGCUUGUCUUGGUGGCCGGCUGGCAGCAGUCUGCUAUUUGUGACGGUGAGCACCGCUGCCACGCUGCUCUUUGCGUACAAACUUGGGUAUUUUUUGUUAUAUUUGUUUGUUUGUUUGUGAAAGACACUAAAGUUAUUCCUACCAAAUGUAUGGCGUGUGUGAGUGCUUUGAACUGGAUCCUCUGGAAGCAUUUUACUGUUGUGCCUCCACUUGAACUUGGGGGUGUAUGCACACUACAAGACUGGAUAGUAGAAUAGACAUUCACUGCCUUAGCUGCGACAAUUCACUUUAAUAAAUAAAUGAAAUUUGUAAGAUAAUGAUUGCAGAUGUUUAAUGAAGAUUGGUGUGUAAAUAUAUUUUUUUUUGUUUUGUUUUUUUUUUUCUUCUUUUACACUUAAUGAAAUAAUCUUAUUUUGAAGAAAAUAGAAGGUGCGUUUUUACUAUGUUGUCUGUACGAUCUUCUGUCAGGCAGUGAGUCUUGCAGCACAUUCUCGAAGGACGUCAUUUGUGCCUGCCCCCCCAAACAACUCUGCGGCUUCUCUUGUUACCUAAGUGAAGUCUUAUUCCUGUAAUGUGUUUAUUUAUCCCUGUGCUGCAAACUAAUGGAAAACUGUCCAAAAAAAAAAAAAAAAAAAGGAAACAAAAAAACCACAAGAUUUUGGAGGACAAUUUGCGUGUCUGUCUGGGUUUUAUAGGACUUUCAGGGUUUGUUGUGCUAUGAGUUCUAAAGUGCUUUCAUCAAACAAUGUGUGUUUAUUACUGAAAGCAUUGAAACUGCUGUAGUUUAUAAUUUCUACUGUAUUUCACUUGCAACCUAUUUUUAAUAAACUAUCUUUGUAUGUA